GAGAAGGAAAAGAGUGAGCAACAUGUCCAUGGCAUGGCCUAACCAAAUCAUCGCUAACCUCUUUCUCCAUUAAGUACCACCACAAGCACUGGUCAACGGUCAACAUUCGAACAAAUACUGCAGGCGUGUGUCCACGAACCCCCAACCUAAACCUCCCGGUUCGUCUCCUACAUAUACACGAGACCUCGGUAGAGCUUCACCCAUGCACCGCCGGCGCCGGCCAAGAAGACAUUAAGUACAGAUAGCCGCCAAUGGACGAUCGCCGCCGCGCCUUCGCCGCCGCCCCGGCGCUCUGCUUCUUCAUCUUCUUCUUCACCCACGGCGUGAAACACACAUCCGCCGGGCGGCCGCUAGCAACAACUACGGCAGCUCCGGAGACAGCAUCGAUGGAAGUGCCUACGUCGUCGUCUUCAUCGGCACCGGCGCCGGAGGGGUCAUCGCCGGCGGCCACGUGGCAGCGCGGCGGGGGUGACGAGGGGAAGUGGCUGCCGCUGCCCGUGGCUACCGCGCUCGCCGGCGGCCUGCGCUUCCCCGGCGUGCUCCCGCUCCCCGCGUCGUCGUCGUCGCCGUCCUUGCCAUGGCUCUUCCCCGGCGCCGGCGGCGGUGGCGCGCCGCCCGCCGCGGGGGUGUUCGCUGGGCCGGGGAUGGGGAUGCCUGCUGGCCUGGUGCCGCCGUACGUGGGCGCGACGAGGCAGGAGCAGCUGAGCGUCUGGGCCUCGCUCUUCAACCCGUUCCAGGUCCGGCCCAGGCUGCCCGCCGCCGAGGCCUCCUCAUCGACGACGGCAUCCACGGUGCCCGCCGUCGCCAGCGGCGGCGUGCAGAGGACGACGACGGUGGAUGAGCCCGCCGGCGCCCAGCCCAAGUGGGGCGUCUUCUUGGGAACCACGACUCAGAACAACAAUGGCUGAUUAGCUAAUAUACAUCUCUCUCAUGCCGCCGUAUGCACGUGGCUGGAAAAAAAAAUGCAGUAGUAUUACGAAGUAGAUUAUAGAGAAAAAGGAAUGAGGUUUUUGGAGUGGUAAUCCUUGAUAUUUAUAGUAUUGUACUUCUUUUUGAUGAUAUACAUACAUUCAUGUGUGCACUUUUGCAUGCAUAAAUGAAGUGUUUCUGGAGAAGAAGAUCGAAAUGGAUGUUGUAAUGCUAGAACUAAAUGCAGCGCUCAAUCAAUUGAGGACACAGACUAAGUUAAUUUGA
Brachypodium distachyon (stiff brome) is the source of this 1194-nucleotide messenger RNA. RefSeq lists its product as uncharacterized. The record is from RefSeq and is a predicted model, not a curated record. The transcript has a single exon. NCBI's taxonomy places the organism in Eukaryota, Viridiplantae, Streptophyta, Magnoliopsida, Poales, Poaceae. Bases 252 to 908 code for a protein of 218 amino acids.